AUGACAGCCUAUGCGCGUGUUGGUGUCUGCACAGGGUCCAACAAAGGCAUCGGACUCGCCAUUGUUCGCCAACUCGCCCUCCAGUAUCCUCGAUCCCCGCUCAAUAGCGGCCCUUUACUCAUCUACCUUACUGCACGAAACGAAGAGCGAGGACAGGCAGCGCUUGAGUCAAUCAAGCUGGAUCCGCAGCUCAAACGUGCAAAGGCGUUGAGACUUCAUGGAGGCCUCACAGAUGUGAAAUAUCUUCCACUCGAUAUCGACAGCAAGCAGAGCAUCGAAGAGUUUGCAGCCAAGAUUAAACAAGAACAUCCUGAUGGCAUAGAUUUCUUGAUCAACAAUGCUGCAAUUGCAAUGGACGGGUUUAACGAAAAUGUGGCCAAGAAGACUCUGCAUUGCAAUUACUUCGGGACCUUGGAGGUCACGCAGCAGCUGCUGCCGCAUAUCAAGGAUGGCGGGAGACUGGUCAACGUCGCUAGUUUGGCGGGCCAACUUGGUUCCAGGUACUCGAGCUCCAUCAGAUCUCGAUUCUUGCACGCAAAGUCACCGGAAGAGAUCAGCCAACUGAUGGAAGAGUUCUCAACGGCGGUGUCGAAAGGAACACACCAAAGGGAUUGGCCAAGCGCUGCCUAUGCUGUCUCAAAGGCUGGCGUGAUAGGGAUGACGAAGACCAUCGCCGAGCAGAGUGCGCAAAAGGGCCGCAAAGUCUUGAUCAACAGCUGUUGCCCGGGCUACGUCAAGACCGACAUGACCAAAGGCGGAGGAGUAAAGACACCAGACCAAGGAGCGCAGACGCCGGUGUUGUUGGCCAUUGGAAACAUCAAAGGGAACGGGCAAUUCUGGUCGAAUGAGAAGAUUUCUAGCUGGGAGUAA
Messenger RNA from Cladophialophora psammophila CBS 110553, 870 nucleotides. RefSeq lists its product as uncharacterized. Lineage: Eukaryota; Fungi; Ascomycota; Eurotiomycetes; Chaetothyriales; Herpotrichiellaceae. The transcript has a single exon. Gene Ontology annotation, molecular function: oxidoreductase activity. Bases 1 to 870 code for a protein of 289 amino acids. The record is from RefSeq and is a predicted model, not a curated record.